This is a messenger RNA of Bombyx mandarina (wild silkworm), 1804 nucleotides long. It is a transcript of the gene PNKP, whose product is annotated as Polynucleotide kinase 3'-phosphatase. The record is from RefSeq and is a predicted model, not a curated record. Gene Ontology annotation, biological process: DNA repair. Gene Ontology annotation, molecular function: polynucleotide 3'-phosphatase activity; ATP-dependent polydeoxyribonucleotide 5'-hydroxyl-kinase activity; protein binding. NCBI's taxonomy places the organism in Eukaryota, Metazoa, Arthropoda, Insecta, Lepidoptera, Bombycidae.
UUCUAAUUUUUCAAAAAAUCUAUACCUAAAUGUACUUAAAUAAAUCUGCGAGCCUUUGAACCUAUCUUGUUAUAUAUUAUAAUAUUAAACCGUGUUAAGUACCAAUUAAAAAAAAUAACCAUGUUUGUUAAAUAUGCCAUACAAAAGUUAAAUUCAUAAAAACUAUGUUAAACGCAUUAUUCAUGCUGUACGUACUAUUAUCAUGUCUCGUUUAUGCUUUUUGAGAUGUUUGUUAGAUACACAUGCGCCUAUUAAACUUCCUCACAACGUACAAAUAAUUGUAGGGCGCAAUAAAGAAACAAAAAUUAAGGAUCAGUCAUGUUCUAGACAGCAGCUAAGCUUAAAAGCAGAUUGUGAAAAAUGUCAUGUAGAGAUAAAACAACUAGGGGUAAACGCUUCUGGGUUAGAUGGUUUUGCUCUUAAAAAAGAUGAAGUGUAUGAAAUUGGACAUGGAUCAACAAUUGAGAUUUUAUUAAACAAUCAUGUGCAUAUACUUGAAUUUGAUCCACCUCCUGAAAGCCUAACUACCUCACAGAAUCAGACAUUCAAAAGGAAAUUGGAAGAUGACAGUACAUCUCAGAGAAAGAAAUCAUUAAAAGUGGAACAAGUGUCAUCAAGUGUAAAAGAAAAAGUUGAAAAAGUUAUUAGAGAUAUGUGGGAUGAAAUAGACAAAGGUGAAUUGUAUGUGUUUACAGCUAAGGGAGUGAAAUCUAGUGACAAAAUAGCAUCUUUUGAUAUGGAUGGAACCCUAAUCAAGACAAAGUCUGGUAAAGUUCAUCCGGUGGACAUAAAUGACUGGCAAAUAGCAUUUCCUUCAGUGCCCCAAAAACUGAAAGAAUUUUUAGAAAAAGAUUACAAAAUUGUGUUAUUUAGCAAUCAAGCCCCUAUUGGUAAUGGUAGAGUUAAAAUAGAAGACUUUAAAAAGAAGAUUGAAAGUAUUGUCCAAAAAUUAAAUGUGCCAGUACAAGCAUAUAUAGCAACUGGUAAAGGGAUUUACAGGAAACCUAGAAUUGGAAUGUGGAUGACUUUGACUGAAAAGAAAAAUGAUGGUGUCAAAGUUGAUAUGAACCAAAGUUUUUAUUGUGGAGAUGCUGCAGGAAGGGUGGCAAACUGGGCCCCUGGUAAAAAGAAAGAUCACUCCUUGGCAGACAAACUCUUUGCUGAAAAUUUGGAAUUAAAAUUUUAUACUCCCGAACAAUUCUUCUUGGGACAUUCUAUUGCUAAUGUGCUAAUGAGUAAACCUGAGUUUCAUCCUAAAGAAGUAACUGUAGAACCUUUUAAUAAUAAACUAAUUAGCAAAGAUAAAGAGAUACUAAUUUUAGUUGGAUUUCCUGGUAGUGGAAAAUCUUAUUUGGCAAAGCAGAUUGAAACUAAAUCAAAUCACAAAUAUGCGACUGUGUGCAGAGAUAUUCUAGGCUCAUGGCAAAAAUGUGCUGCUGAAGCCACAAAAUUGUUGCAGCAAGGAAAAAGUGUCAUAGUAGACAGUACGAAUCCGGAUGUUGAGUCUCGUUCCCGUUGGACAUCACUCGCAAAACAAAAUAAAGUAGAUUGUCGUUGUGCUAAAAUGGCUACUUCUAAGGCCCAUGCGCAACAUAAUAACAAAUUUAGGGAACUGAUGAAGAUCAAUCAUGUUCCUGUUAACGAUAUUGUAUUCCAUACCUACAAAAACAAGUUCACUGAACCGUCACCAAACGAAGGUUUUAAAGAAGUAAUUGAAGUGAAAUUCAACCCGUGCUUUGAGAGCGAAGAAGCUGAAAAUUUAUAUAGAAUGCAUUUGUUAGAGAAAUAAAGUACUUACCCAAAA